AUGGGUGUUCUGACGGGAGUGGUAUUGGCCUUGCUCCUAGGGGUAUGUUUAUGUACGGAUAUUAUUUACAGGGUACCAGAGGAACAGUCAGGAGGAAUGUUCAUUGGAAAUGUGGCUCUGGAUUCGAAUCUGAAUUUGAACGUGAGCGACAGUGAUUAUAGGACGUUGCGUUAUAGUGUGCUGGCAAGCAGUACAGGUAAUUAUCACCAAUAUUUCACUAUAAAUCAGACCUCGGGCAACUUGUACACCGCGUCCCUACUGGACAGGGAAGAGAUAUGUCCAUACACUGACCAGUGUAAACUGACCAUCGAAGUAACUGCUCAAUCAGCGAUAACAAGCUACUUUAAAAAGUUGAACAUUGUUGUAUACAUUGAUGAUGUGAAUGACAAUUAUCCGAUAUUUCCGAAGACUGCUCAAACGCUAUCCAUUCCGGAAUCAGUGCUUCCUGGAACGUCCUUUACUGUAGAUGGCGCUAAAGACGCCGACCGCAGCGCCAGGUAUGGGAUACAAAGUUAUAUGCUUCAUCCGCAAGAUCUCCCAUUUUCUGUUGAUUUUGUGAAGAAUUUGGACGGCACUUCUGCUGUACGUAUUAUAGUGGAUGGGUUGCUUGACCGCGAAUCACGUGACCUAUAUGAGUUGACACUGGUGGCAAAAGAUGGCGGUAUUCCCGCCAAAACUGCAGACCUCUCAGUGGACGUACACGUGACUGACGUCAACGACAACGCGCCAAUCUUGAGUAGUAAAUCGUAUAACUUUACAGUUCGAGAGGACAAACCUGUGGGCAGUACUUUACUGACCCUGUCUGCCACUGACCCUGAUGCUGGACGUAACGGUGAGGUGAGAUAUAGACUAAGUCCGCACCAGACAGAGGAGAUAAAAAACUUGUUUUUCAUCAAUGCCACAUCUGGGGAACUUAUUCUAAUUAACCCGUUGACCUAUGUCCGCGGAACGUCGUAUAAGAUUAUCGUAGAGGUCGGUGACCGUGGUGAACAACCAAUGACAACACAAACUUACGUCAUUGUCACUGUGCUUGAUUCCGGAAAUAACCCACCGGUGAUUGUCCUAGGACUAUUGACGAACGGCGUAGCAAGGAUUUCCGAAUAUGCGGAGUUCGGAACCACAGUGGCACAUGUUGCAGUUCUCGAUCAGGACUCUGGACAUAACGGCAUCGUCAUGUGUAACUUGGAUAGUACAAUUUUCGAGUUACAAAUACUCGAAGUAAACGAGUACAAAGUGCUUGUGUCUCAAGCUCUAGACCGUGAGCGACUCGCCCGCCAUAGUGUUACAGUCACUUGUCAAGACAGUGGUACUCCGAUGCUUGUUUCUAAUGCCAACUUCUUCGUAGAAGUCUUGGAUGUAAACGACAAUCCGCCAAUAUUCCAUAUGCAGACAUACUCUGCUAGCAUUGACGAAAAUAACAAAAUCGGCAAGGAAAUUUUACAAGUUACUGCAACUGAUAACGAUGAAGGUCAAAACGCAGAGGUCAAAUAUCGUUUACUGCAUUCAAAUGAUACUGUCAUUCAAGUCGAUGCACAUACAGGUAUAAUUCGCGCAAACGCCGUAUUCGAUCGUGAGCGGAUGUCGUCAUUCAUGUUCAAAGUGCUCGCCAUCGAUGGCGGAAGUCCUCCAAAGUCUGGUACGGCGACUGUCUCGGUAACCGUGGAGGACGUCAAUGAUGAAAAGCCACAAUUCUUAGAAAACUUGUUUAUAUUUAAACGCAAAGAGAAUCGUCAGGCAGGGACUAUAGUUGGAAGGUUAACGGCCAUGGAUGAUGAUGAAGGAGACAGCGGAAGAGUCGUUUUCUCCUUGGCUGAGGACUCUCCAUUUUUCAGCACACUUCCGUUUGUUGUGUAUUCUGAUGGCAUUAUAAAAACAACAUCAGAGCUAGAUCGCGAAAAAAAGAAAUUCUACGAUUUCAAGGUAAUGGCGUCCGAUCUCGGACGUCCGACUUUGAGUAGUACAGCUAAAGUGAAAAUAUUUAUAGAGGACGAAAAUGACAACAGUCCCGAAAUCAUAUUUCCUAGUUAUACCAAUAAUACAAUAGUGAUAUCAGUUGGAACUCCUCCCGGAAGUAUAAUUGGCUCGGUGCGUGCGCAAGACCCGGAUGAAGGGUUGAAUGGGGAAGUGUCUUACAGUUUCGAUGGUGAUAAUCAAACGGCUUAUUUUAGAAUAUUUUCUGAAACUGGAGAUGUGAUUUUACAAAAAAGUGUUGAAUUAUACGGUGGAAGUGUAUUUUCUCUAAAUGUAAUUGUGUCGGAUCAAGGGGACCCGCCAAGAAGGUCUCGGCAGACGAUGAAAAUUGUCAUCGGGACCAAUUUAGGCUCAAACAGAAACAUCAACAUCAUUAUCGUUGUUUCUUUAGUUGGUGUUACCUUAGUGCUAUCGACAGGAAUAAUUUUAGUUAUUUGUAUACUAAGAAGAAUAGAUACAAAUAAAGAGAGGUCAAGAAAACCGACCUCUGACCCCAUUACGGCUAACGGUCUUGCCGGGGUACCAAACAACACGUACGGGACCCUUAACAAACCGGUAGCGGAAGUAAUAUCAGAGCUAGAGCGGAAGCGGAAGGAAGUGACUUUUGCUUUCAGUCCUGACCAACAAAUUCCCUCUGAUGAAACAUAUUAUGAAGAAAAAGGACAUAAACCAGCGGGAAAGCAGGUUUCCUAUGGCGAGCAUGUCAGCCAAGCUUUUCUGAAGUUACAGGAUGACAACCACAGCGAGACUUCAGGGGAGACAAAUACAAGUGACAGUGGGCGUGGCCUUAGUGAUGAUGAAGUUCAUGGCCCAAGAGGCGGUUCUUAUAGUAAGGGCAGAGUGGUCCCUAAAAGUAAACCAAAUAUGGAGGUGAACGUGUACCAGAACCAAAAUGCAUUCUUCCCAGACGGGCGUGAACCAAUCUCCCCGAUAUCACUGCCAAGGUUUACUGCUUACCCACCAUACGCCCCUAACAACCCGCGUUACCAAGGCGACACCGGAAGUAGUUACGCUGUGCAUAGACCUCUUCAAACGUUCCAUUUUGGAACAAAGUCUUCCUCCAUUGAAGACGAUAGUGGAUCUACUUCCGGUAUCCACACAAUGGACGAUGAUUUUACAGCACACCUGAAAGACAGUGUGAUAUAG
Molecule: messenger RNA, 3117 nt
Organism: Ylistrum balloti
Lineage: Eukaryota; Metazoa; Mollusca; Bivalvia; Pectinida; Pectinidae
Product: protocadherin-9-like
Exons: 3
Coding region: 1-3117 (1038 amino acids)
Biological process (GO): homophilic cell-cell adhesion
Cellular component (GO): plasma membrane
Molecular function (GO): calcium ion binding
Source: RefSeq, a predicted model, not a curated record